AUGACAUCUGACCAGACGUCUUCGCUCGUUGCAUCAUGUCUUCCUUCUCAUUAUCCGACCUUCCCUCGACCGCCCUCCGGCGUGCAGCGUCCCUCGCGGAUGACGGCGAUUCCCUCGGAGAUAUGGCUGUCUGUCGUCCGUUUGAUGUUUGAAAGCGAGGAAUUCGUGUCUCUGGCGUGUUUCGCCGCCACGUCCAAGUUCGGCGCCGCCAUCGCUCAGCCGUUCCUUUACAGGGACGUGGUUAUACGGCGAAGCAACAAUCGUAAUCGCAAACGCGCGGAAAUUGAAAGGCGCAAAGUAGUCCUGCUGGCACUGCUCCAGCGACGCCCAGUGCUGAAAACCUACAUCCGAUCCAUCUUCAUCCAUUCAUCCUGCCGUGACACUUGGUGGUUGACCAACGAAACGAUGAUUGCGCUGGUCUCCUACUUGUUUCGCAGGGACGACACCUUCGCGACCAACUUGACCAGCGUUUCUGUCGUCGGACACGGGCGAACUGGUCUUGACGGUCGCCUUUUCCACACAACCAUUUUCGCAUCGCUUCCCCCGACUGUCCUUUCAGUUACCCUCUCCAACAUUCGCUUCUUAUCUCCUCGCGUGUUUUACGCAUUAUCGCAUGUUUCCCAGCUUCGGUUCACCAAUGUCUUCUGCCACGCCAUCGGAUGUCGCACCGUAUCCAGUCUUGUUCAGGCGGUUCCUCCUGCUCCCGUUGGGAGGCGUCCAGUCGUCCGGCAUUUGGAGUACUCGCGGCAGGUGGUUCAGGCGGAUACGUACUAUGGUAGCCCUUGCGAGGUGGUCGGACAGUACGUUCAAUUGGGUCAGCUCGUGGAGGGCAGUUUUCGCACCGAUCACGCCGAUGACUACAGUAUGCUGUUUGCUGUCCUGCAGCAGGCUGCUGGUAGCCUUCGUGUUCUGACUUUGGACGUGACGGGUAUUACCAUUGAUCGUUAUUUUCGCCAAUACCCUCGUUCCACCCAAUUUCCUGCGCUCCACGCGCUCACGGAUCUCGCCCUGGUCGUCACUUACUCCAGCGAUCACCCUGUUCGGGAGCAUCCUUGGAAGGGGCUUGUCUUCGCCUUGAAUUCGUUGAAUACGCCGUUGUUGGAGCGCUUGAUAGUCCGCAUCGUUUACAGGAGCUACUGGAAGGUGGAUUUCAUGCGAUUCCUCGCAGCGUCAUCCGACUGGGAGGUUUUGGACAGCGCGCUUCGAGCUCGGAUGCACAUCUUCCCGAGUCUCCGGAUCGCUUUGGAAUUUCGCAACUUCGGGCGUUCGCAGACUAUGCUCUGGGGCCAAGGAGAGCGUGCCCGAGCCUUCUUGAUUCACCAGUACAUCCAGACCUCCAGGAAUGUCGGCGAACUUCGGUACGGGGUGUUGACGUUGUCCCAGAUCGCGCGCAUGCUUCCUUCUCUUUUUUCAAUGCCGUCUGCUCGGUCGCGGAUCGAUUUUUCGUGGACCUAG
Molecule: messenger RNA, 1455 nt
Organism: Coprinopsis cinerea okayama7#130
Lineage: Eukaryota; Fungi; Basidiomycota; Agaricomycetes; Agaricales; Psathyrellaceae
Exons: 2
Coding region: 1-1455 (484 amino acids)
Source: RefSeq, a predicted model, not a curated record